AUGAACAGCAAUCAAUAUAAUAGCAAAAAAUUGGCUCCAUUUAAAAAGUCAAGAGAUUCUUUGAGAGAAGAGUUGAAAAUACUUUAACAAGAAUAUUAGUAAGAAGAAAAACUUAAUGAUUUUUAUUUUGAUGAAAUUGGACAUGCAGAAAAAGUAAUAAUAAAAUUUAAAUUCAGGAAUUUGAACAACUUGUAAAAUAGAUUGAUGAUUUUAAUAAACAUAAUCAUUCAUAAAAAAACACUAAAUAAACAGACUAAAAUUAAGGACUUGAUGAAACGAUAGAAAAAAAUGUUAUUGAAACACUACAACUCUUUCUUUUAAAUACUAGUAAGAAGGAAUACUUAGAAAGCAUUUAAGAGUAAGAAAUUGCAAAAAAAUAACAAUAAUUCGGUAAUUUAGUUUUGAAUUAACCAAAUUUGACAAAAGAAAAGGAAGAUCAAUAAAUUGAAGAAAUAAAUAAUGAAAAUGGUUAUUAUGUUACAUUAAAAUAAGGAGAAUCUUAAUUUGAAGUUAGAAUUCCUUAUCAUAUCAAAACAUUCAAAGAAUUAAAAUCAAUAGUAAAAUCAUGUUUCAUGGCUGAAGAAAAGGAAAUAUUUUAUACAGAUUAAUUAGGAAAUAUAUUAUAACUAGAUAUGAAUAUUCUUGAUGAAUUAUAUCCCUCGAUUUAUGAAUUACUUAAAAAUUAUUAACCUACAAUUGGUAUUUAAAUUAUCAAAUAGAAAAAAAUUAAAGAUAAUACUAAAUUUACAGAUGCUGAAAUUGACAAUGACGGUAUUUAUGAUCUUAUGACUAAAUAAUUGAGAACAACUAAAAGAGCACAAAAAUAAAUUAAUUGGUCAUCAUAUUUAAACUAUCUCACAAACUUUAAGUAUCUUAUGGAGUCUAUUAUAUUUCUAUCAUUGUUGAUUAUAUUUGCAGUGAUAGAAGUUGAUGAGAAUAAAUUUUUUACUAAUAGUUAAUUACUGGUCACAAUGAAUUCAUAAAUUUCUUUAACCAAAUCAUUUAUCAAUCCAGUCAAAAACAUUUCUGAUCUUAUUCUAUAAACUAUUCCAGAUGAAAAACAUUAAAAUCCAACUUAUCCUUUAAAGUCUGCAUUAUUGGUGUAAACUCUUGUUGGUAUUGUAAUUAUUAAUUUAUAUUUAGGAUAAAAUUGAAAAUUGUCACAUUUUGAAUGAAAAUUAAAAAUUGAUUUUUCUUGAGAAGAAUUAAUCUUGCUUAGAUUUCAAUCAUAUUAUUACUGAUGAUCUCGAUGAAGAUUUUACAUUUACCAAUUACAACCCUAAAUUUUACAAUCAAAAUUAUGGAGGUUAUGUUUGGGAAUUAGAUUUAACAUCUAAAGAGAAUUUUCUAGAAAGUUUAGAAAGAUUGGAGAAUGAACAGUGGAUAAAAUAUAAUAUUAAGCAAUCAAAAUUUAUUUUAAAUUACUUUAAUAGUCCAACUACAAGAAUAGUUCAAGUUAUGAUAACAACCUUAUAUUUAUUUAACGAUGUUUAAUUAUUUUUGAUUUUUAGAAUCUACUGAACUAUAAUAGUAUUUCAUCUGAAGCAUUCGAUUUAAGCGAAGAACCAGAUUAAUUAACUCUAUAUAAGAAUAUAAUGCUAUAUUGUUCGAUUGUACUUUUGGUUUCUUCAUUCUUUGGUAAUAAGAUUUUUUUUAUUUUUAGAUUUUUUUGGGAUAUAUUUAGUUGGAACAAAAAAUCAUUUAAUUGUCCUUUAUUUAUCUUACUUAGAAUUGGUUACAAAGAAAAAAAAAAUGUAAGCUAAAAGAAAGGAAAUAAAUGAACAAGAUCAUAAAGAUAUGUAAUAAAAAGAGUUGAUUCUAAGUGACUAUUUUAUAAUUAAUCUAAAAGUAAUUUUUAUUGUCAUUAGAAUCCCUUUGAUAUUUGAUAUCAUAUGUAAUAAUAAAGAUUUAUCUAGAUAUUUUGUGUUAAUUUGGUUUACUGAUUAAGAGAACAGUAGAAACAUAAUAUAAGGAUUAAUUAAACCUAAUGGAUGUAGAAUCAGAUUAAUUUUAAGACACGACUUCUCUAUUUACCCCAUUAAUUUUUUCUAGAAUUUAUUCAGCAGUUUUAAUGCUAUUUUUGAUGAUUUCAAUAGUAAGAUUUUUGGGUAAUUGGAGUCCAUAUUUGAAAUGUUAUGGUCUAGUUAUGAUUAGAGUAAAAAUAUAACAUAAUUAUAUAGUUCAAUAAAGAAUCAUGGUUUUUACUAUUAGUUUUAAUUUACAUUAUCAGUAUUUGCGCAAUGUCUUGGUCUCUAACCUUAUAAGGUAAAUUGAUUAAUCAUGAUAAUUUCUUUUUUACCUUUAUUGGAUUGUUAAGAUGUACUUUAAGAUAUGGUAUGCAUAAUGAUUUGGAUCAACAAGGAUUUCAUAAUAACUAUGCUAAAGAUAUAAGCUUUUCUUUUGAUACAAGAUAUGUAAUUUUUUUUGUUUAUUUACUCAUAGUUACAAUACAUAAUUAUAAUUACUUUAUCAAUGAUUAUGGUUCCUAUUUUUAUUUCAUUGAUGACAUAAUAAGUACAUAACACUAAAAUCGAAGCAAAAUAAAAGAUGUUAGAAAUGAAAAAGUCAACAGAAGAAUGA
Molecule: messenger RNA, 2580 nt
Organism: Paramecium sonneborni
Lineage: Eukaryota; Ciliophora; Oligohymenophorea; Peniculida; Parameciidae
Source: the annotation of a GenBank genome assembly